Pollicipes pollicipes is the source of this 1133-nucleotide messenger RNA. Its product is annotated as peptidyl-prolyl cis-trans isomerase FKBP12. Gene Ontology annotation, cellular component: cytoplasm. The transcript has 3 exons. The record is from RefSeq and is a predicted model, not a curated record. Bases 108 to 464 code for a protein of 118 amino acids. Gene Ontology annotation, molecular function: peptidyl-prolyl cis-trans isomerase activity. Lineage: Eukaryota; Metazoa; Arthropoda; Thecostraca; Pollicipedomorpha; Pollicipedidae.
AGCCUUGCCACAGUUUAGCCUUGCGUCACGCGCGGCGCGCGUCCGGCGUGGUGGUGGCGGUUGAGCUCUGUGUAAUUCCGGUGCCCGGCGUUCAUCGGCAGGAAGUCAUGGCUGUCCAGAUCGCGGAAGGUCUGCAGAAGGAGGUGCUGAAGCAGGGCACUGGGCCCCGGCCUAGUCCGGGUGACACCAUCACGGUCCAGUGUACUGGCCAGCUCCAUGGCAACCCUCCCAAGAAAUUCUGGAGCACCACCGACCCCGGCCAGAAGCCGUUCACCUUCCAGGUCGGCCUGGGCAAGGUGAUCGCCGGCUGGGACGAAGGCUGCCUGACGAUGGCGCAGGGCGAGCGGGCGCGCCUCAUCAUCGCGCCGCACAAGGGCUACGGCGCUGGAGGCUUCCCCGCGUGGGGCAUCCCACCCAACGCCACGCUCAACUUCGAGAUCGAGGUGCUGAGCGUCAGCAAGUAGGCGGCGGCGCGAGGAGGAAGGCGGCCGGGCGGCGGAUCUCGCGCGGUGUGGCCGCUCUGCUGCGGGUGCGCGCCCCAGCUCGGACGCGGUCGGCACCCUCCUGCCACCUCUGCAGUUUGUGUCGAUCUGGCGCCACCAGUGGCAUCCGCACUUCACGUCUUGUUCGAUCCCUGUCAGUGACAUUCGCUGGCAAGUCUUGUCCACUCAGCCAUCAACAUGCAGUGUUCACGCUGUCGCGAUCAGUGUGGCGUGUCCAAAUCCUGACCACCUGACGUAUAAAAUGGGAUAACCUAGAACUAUUAAGGUGUUUGCUUUCAUGACGCUGCAUGGAUUCACUGGGCUCUGCAGUUUCAAUCCACUGGCCUGAUGAGUUUGUUGGCUACUCUUUACUCUAUACUAGCGCGCAGUUUUCUGUCCUCUUGUUUGGUCAUUCAAAUUUUGUAUGUAAUCGAACUCCAUUAUGCUCUCUUCCGGGCAUCUCUUAGCUGUGCUGCCGUGUUGCUUUUACGCCGGACUUUUUGAUGAUUUUGUCGUGCUCAUCAUGGUCGUAGCUUCUCACAUGAUCCUAUUGGAACCUUUUGCUGCCCACUGGGCCCGAAGUCGUGUUCGGUGGUUUCUGUGAAACUCCUGGCGGGUGGUGUGUGCUCCAAUACAGCAUUGCCAUCUAAC